Frankliniella occidentalis (western flower thrips) is the source of this 1841-nucleotide messenger RNA. RefSeq names its product eukaryotic translation initiation factor 3 subunit L (gene eIF3l). NCBI's taxonomy places the organism in Eukaryota, Metazoa, Arthropoda, Insecta, Thysanoptera, Thripidae. Gene Ontology annotation, cellular component: cytoplasm; eukaryotic translation initiation factor 3 complex. Gene Ontology annotation, molecular function: protein binding; translation initiation factor activity. The record is from RefSeq and is a predicted model, not a curated record. Bases 141 to 1781 code for a protein of 546 amino acids. Gene Ontology annotation, biological process: translational initiation. The transcript is spliced from 10 exons.
GUCCUGCCUUCUGUCUGCCGGUGCAGGUUAAGUUGCUGCACCAUUGACGCGUGCAGUGAUUAUUUUGUAAUUUUUAAGUCGAGGAACUUGAUUCAACAACCUUAACACCUGCGAAUUAAAAGUAAAACAAAGCCCUCAAAAUGUAUGAAGACUACGGAGAGGACAACUAUGAUAAUAAUUAUGGAAGGUACGGAGAUUACGAACCUCACACUGGGGAUCCUAAUGCAGACUUGAAAUAUGAACAAAUGUGCAAAGUGCCAGAUGUUGUGAAGAAGUUCUUAGUAUACUUCAGAAAUGUUAUCAACGAUGGUCUUGUGUUCGAAAUUCAAAACCUCUAUGAAAAUACGUUCCCCAAACUCACUGAGCAGUAUUUCAAUAACAGUUCCUGGCCAGCACCCAAGGACAUUUCAGAUUUUGUGGAAGCAGAUAGUGUUUUCUUGAUUCUGUAUCAAGAGCUUUACUUCAGACACAUUUACGCCCAAGGAAGUCCCAACAUAGAACAGAGAUUAGGAUCAUUUUACAACUACUGCAAUUUGUUUAACUAUAUACUGAGUGCUGAUGAGCCUGUACCACUUGAGCUGCCUGAUCAAUGGCUGUGGGAACUGGUGGAUGAAUUUGUGUACCAAUUCCAGUCCUACUCUCAGUACAGGGCAAGGCUCAAUAAAAUCCCAAAUGAAGAUCUGGAAGUGGUGAAUCAGCACAACAAAGUGUGGAAUGUGUUGUGUGUCCUGAACGUCUUGCACUCCUUGGUGGAUAAAAGCAACAUUAAAAUGCAGUUGGAGGUGUAUGCCAGCGGAGGUGACCCAGACUCAGUUGCAGGAAAGUUUGGUUCCCACUCUCUGUACAAAAUGUUGGGAUACUACAGUUUGGUGGGUCUCUUGCGCCUCCAUUCUCUCCUUGGUGAUUACUACCAAGCUAUUAAAGUUCUGGAAAACAUAGAAUUGAACAAGAAGAAUCAAUAUUCUCAAGUACCUGCAUGCCAGAUCUCGAUGUCAUACUACGUUGGGUUUGCCUAUAUGAUGAUGCGCCGUUAUGCAGAUGCAAUUCGUACCUUCAGCUCUAUUCUGCUGUAUAUUCAGAGAACCAAACAACUCUUUGCCACAAGGACAUAUCAGAAUGAUCAGAUUAACAAGCAGACUGAUCAGAUGUACCACCUUUUGGCCAUUUGCCUUGUGCUACACCCUCAGUGUGUAGAUGAAUCCAUUCAGCAAGUGCUAAGAGAAAAGAACUACACAGAAAAGAUGUAUAAGAUGCAGUAUGGAGAUUUACAGGAGUUUGAACAGUGCUUUGUCUUUGCUUGCCCAAAGUUUUUGCUACCUUCACCUCCCCCUGCUGAUGCUCCUCCAGAUGAUUAUAUGAAAGAUGCCAUGAAGCAUCAAACUCAAGUCUUCAUGGAUGAAGUCAAGCAACAGAAAAUGCUUCCCACAAUUAGAAGUUACCUCAAACUGUACACCACUCUGCCACUUUCAAAAUUGGCCACAUUUAUGAGCCAAGGUAAAAGCUCUGGUGACAGCUCAAAGUGGGACUUAAACAAAGAGAUGCUUGCUCUGGGUAUCCAUUUACUCUGCUUCAAGCACAAGAUGAAGAAUGUAGUGUGGACUAAAGGAGCUUCAGGUUUGGAUGGCAAGUUCCAGUCAGGUUCUGAGCUUGACUUCUACAUUGAUAAUGAGAUGAUUCACAUUGCUGAUACUAAAGUUGCUCACCGCUAUGGUGACUUUUUCAUCCGUAAGGUCAUGAAAUUUGAAGAGUUAAACAGAAAACUUCACAACACCCAGGUGUAACUGUGUACAUGUAUUUGUUAAAAGCUUUAUCAUGAUUAAAACCACCUUAUACAACAUAAA